GGAUGACCACCAAGAAAACGUUCUUGCGCUUUCGUUUACUAUUACUAUGUUUGUAUUUCAGAUUUUUUGUCAUCACUAAUUGUUUCAAUCCAGCGGAAGAAGGCAACAUCCCGCCUAAGAUAUUUCGCAGCAGUUUACAAGGGAAGGAGCUCAGGAUCGUCACCGGCCACUUUCCACCAGUGAUUUCCAUUUUACGGAAUUCCUCCGGCCACAUCAUUGGGUAUUCAGAUCAACUGUACCUUCAAUUUCUUUACUUGGCUAAGAAAUUAAAGUUCACUUAUAAAAUAUUCCCUGCCGCUGAGAAUACCAACGGAGUCAAAAUCAAUGGAUCCUGGAAUGGAAUAAUCGGAGCUCUAACCAAAGGCGAAGCUGAUUUCGGUUUAGUCCCAGUGGCCGUUUCGCUGGAGCGGUACGAAGCUAUAGAGUUCUGCGGUAGAGUAGGAGGAGACUAUACGGGCAUUCUAAUUAAAUAUCCCGAGGGUAGAAUUUCAUUCACUAGCGCAUUCGACGUUUUCUCUACAGGAAUAUGGAUCGGAUGGAUUAUUUCCGGAGUUGUGGUCGUUGCAGUUUCCACUGUUCUGGCUUACUUUUCAAAAAGAUUGGGUAUUAGAGUUGGAGAAAAUAAGGCUGCAAGUAUUGGGUGGUACUUGUAUGGUACCAUCCUUUCCCAAGGUAGCAACUUCCCAACGAACCAAUUCAAACAGCAGAAACUUCUCGCUGCUGUCUGGUGUUUCGUGGCUUUUGUCUUCGUCAACAUAUACAAUUCCACUUUGACUUCAUACAUGUCAGUGAGAUACCAAAAACCAGUUGUUAAUUCAUUUCACGAUUUGGCGGCCAUCCCGUCCUACCAGGCGACUAUACUAACUGGAUCCAUCCAAGAUAUGGACUUGCUGGAAACAAAUCUCGAGUAUAUGAAAGUCAUCUACGAAAAAAUCAAGAAAUGCUCAUCGGAUUGCAGGAAAUUCACCUUUCCGGAAAUGGUUAAUCCUGUUGUACAGAAGGACAACUACGUUUCGAUAAUACCAUGGAGAGUUGGUAAUUCGUAUUUGGAUAAAUACAACGCGAAAAAAUGCCAGUUAGCUAUGGCGUACGAAAGAACUUCGUGGAAGCCCAUGUUUUUUGCAGUCCCAAAGUCCAGUCCGUACAUUGAGGAAAUUAAUCGAGAGGCCAUGUGGUUCAUAGAUGUGGGACUUAACGGGUAUAACAAGACACCCAAAAAACUGUGCCAGUUGAAUUACAACAGUAACGGCGUGUCGAGCAAGACAUUUAGCAGCCGUAUGAUAUUGGAGCAGUUCUACUUACCAUUCCUCAUUCUUUUCGGUGGCUACUUAUUGGCUUUUAUUCAGUUCUGUCGGGAAAAGCUAUACCCAAUUCGUUAAUGGUAUCCAAUUAGUUAUAACUGAGGAAUAUUCUUUAAAAAAAAACUCGAGUUUAGGUUAUAAUCAUAGUAUACACGACGCAAUUUAUUAAAUACACGAGCAAGC
Molecule: messenger RNA, 1484 nt
Organism: Daphnia pulex (common water flea)
Lineage: Eukaryota; Metazoa; Arthropoda; Branchiopoda; Diplostraca; Daphniidae
Product: glutamate receptor ionotropic, kainate glr-3-like
Exons: 9
Coding region: 3-1379 (458 amino acids)
Cellular component (GO): membrane
Molecular function (GO): glutamate-gated receptor activity
Source: RefSeq, a predicted model, not a curated record